AUGGUCUCCUCUGCUGCUGUCCUGACGGCUCAGCAAAUGUUGCUGACAGCUUGGUUCGUUGUUGGCAUGAUGCCGUUGAUCCUCCAAAUACGAAGCUUUCUCAAGUUCGUGACGCCACACAAGAUUACAGAAACUCUCGUAGUUCCGCCAGGGGCUGAACAAGAGACGGCGAAUAUGUCGGAACUGUGUCCUGCGCUAGGUCUACAAAUGGCCCACGUGUGGUGGAACGUCGAGACAACGAACUACUACACAUUGGAGCAUGGUCGACUGUGCCACUUCGUUUCGCCACAGUACAAUUGCCACGGGAACUACGUCGUCGGAACUGACCGAGUGCAAGCUUAUCACACUACACCAUCUAGCUGUGCGAACGACAGCUACCUGGUUGAGAUGUUUUUCUACCACGGCAGCAUCGGGUUCUACUCGUAUUACGAAGAGGUCACGGGCACGUAUUGCACUAUAGACCACACGAUGUACGGGCUGAUCGAUGGGCUGGGGACGUUUGACAUGAACGGGUGGCUGCUUGCUCAGGACGGUGGCAGCUACGACUAUCGCAUUUCGUUCUGGUAUGGUACCGUCGGCGCGAUAUGGGUUAUUUAUCGCGCUCUGGUGUUACGGCGGUGCUAUAUCGCAUGCAAGCGGUAUGGGCGACGAUGCGACCAGAUGCAAGAAACACUGCCCCGAAGGACGGCGAUGGUGUUCGUCCACGAGAACAUGCGAUUGUCUGCGCACGGAGCAUCAAACUACCAUCGACUUGCGCUCUUGUAUCUUCUAGUUGAAGGCGUCAUGAGUGAUUUGUUCCUGCUCGUCGCAACUGAUGGAAUAUUCGCCUGGUUCCAGUACAUCUCGUUCGGCUACAACUUGUCCGGGUUACUGCUGAUCCUGUUCGAGUUGGUGGAGAACUUAAAGUGGCUGGGCGAGACCUCUCGACUCUUUAUCAAGCGCCUGCUCUUCAGCUACGAGUCGUCGUUGCUAGGAGAGCUUCUGAGUGCGAUCGGUCAGUCGUAUUUCCUGACGUCCUUGAGCCGUUCAGAUUUAAAGGAGUCAGGGCUAGCGGCUCGAGCAGUGUCGUACUACGUGUGGGGAUUGGUGGGCCAUAGCAUCAUUGUCGUCGUUCUUAUCGGCUUCAUCAUGGCAGUCCGGAUAGUACGAGCCGUCGCAUGCGUACGAUGGAAGUUUGGCCGUGUUUGGGCCAUUUUGACGGCUCCAUGCAGCGUCGACACGACUUUCGCCACGCGCAACAAGAUGAUGCUGCUGUCUGGGUACUGCUGGGACGGCGGCAGGUUGUACUACAAACCCGAGGCGCUCAAAGCCUUUGGAUUGUUGAGGAUGGAGGAAGAGGAUGGCUCCGAGUUCAUCGUCCUGCGCAAGCUGCACUGGUUCCAAGUUCCGACUGUAGACCUGAUCGUGAUCGGAAGUGUGUCCGAUGAACACGUAGAGCCUUGUGCCGAACGACCGUGUACUGGUGUGGUGAGCUUGUUCGGCCGCAGCUUAGGUGGCCCUCUUGACCGAAGCAAGGUUUGGUCGCUUCGUGGGAGAAACAAGGUGUCAAGUUCGCCGUCGCUGAGAAGUAUCCAAGUCGUGGCAUGCACUGAGUAG
Molecule: messenger RNA, 1596 nt
Organism: Phytophthora sojae
Lineage: Eukaryota; Oomycota; Peronosporomycetes; Peronosporales; Peronosporaceae
Exons: 1
Coding region: 1-1596 (531 amino acids)
Source: RefSeq, a predicted model, not a curated record